GAAAGAAAAGAAAAGUUUGGCUCGUCUUCUUUGCGUGUGUGUGAGUUUCAGUGCGUUAGCGUCUCUCCGUGUGCGUGUGUGUUAGUGAAGGAAUUCUGAAUUGUACAACAAGUGCAAACACUUGGAAGAAUCCUCCUCCUCCCCCCACCAAAACCCUCCCUCCAUCCACCCGAGCGCGCCAUCGAUACCAGAGGGCCAAGAGACGUGCAACAACAAAAGUUCGAUUCCUUCUUGAUAGCAGCAGCAGCCGACGAAGAAUAAUGAUUAAUGAAUAAUAUCGAUAGCAGCGGCAACGAAAUCAAAUCAAAACGACUAUGACGGAGGAAAUAACUGGAAAUUGGAGUUAUUAUGUGUAUAUAUCACUAACAUUGGUUCCAGUCUAUUUGGCAUUUCAACUCGUCAAGUCCCUGGGCUGGAAGCUAUUUGUGAACAACUGAGCAAACACACACAGUGAGCGUAUGUGUGUGUGUGUGUGAGAGAGAGAGAGAGAAAAGGAAAUUGAAUUCAGUUGAAAAAUCUACAACAAGAGAGAAAAGAAACAUUUUUGAAUAAUAAUUUCACUUUGAUAGUUGUCAGUUCAAAGUGGCAAGUGGACAGUGGAGGAUCGUAACUUUAAGAAUUUAAUUUCACACCACCUGGCUUAAAACAAGAAGAAGAAGAUCCUGUGCGGACAAAGAGACAGAGAGAGAGAGAGAGAGAGAGGAAUAAAGGCGAGGAAAUGCAAAGCAAUCAACGUCAUCACCAUAAGCAUCAUCAACACGAACAAGAGAAGCAUAACGGUCGUAGUCGACGUAGUAGACGAGGUCCAACUCCAAGUACAACUUGGCCAAGUCCUUCUUGCCUAGGCAAAAAUAAAUAAACGGAAAGCAAAAACCAGCAACGGAAACGGAAACAGCAAAAAGACACCAUUAAAAAAAAAGGCAGCAAGACAGCAACUCAUAAUUAUAAUU
Molecule: messenger RNA, 950 nt
Organism: Drosophila willistoni
Lineage: Eukaryota; Metazoa; Arthropoda; Insecta; Diptera; Drosophilidae
Exons: 2
Coding region: 315-437 (40 amino acids)
Source: RefSeq, a predicted model, not a curated record